AUGCCAUUGGCUAAUUCUUUUGAGGCAACACUAAAAUUUUCUACAAAACAACGAGAUUCUUUCUUAUUUAAGAAUCAUAUUGAUCACCGUGCUCUUAACUUGAAACAUUGUGACUGGAUAUCUGCAAAUUCCACCGAAAACCUUUUAACUAUUGAAUCUCCUGUCAAAGAUGUAUGUUUAAAGAUACAAUGUUCGCAAUUUGAAUUAAUUGUUGAAAAAGAAACGAUAAAACCUUCUAAAGAAAUAGUUGCCAAAGUAAAAGAUGCUCUAAGCCAUUAUAAUCCUUAUAAUGAAUUAAUGAGUGUUUUCGAAAUUUACGGAAAAUUUCUUCCUAAAAGAGUUAUUCUUGGACAUAAAAUAUACAGAGUUACUUGUUUAAUUGUGGAUGAGAGUCUGCCAGAUUUUAAAUUUAAAGAAGGGGAAUGGUCAUCAUUUGAUUUUAUGGCGAAGGAAUAUAACGAUAUUUUAAGCAAGUGGGAAAAAUGCAUGGGUUUAUAUGGUUUUGAUUCGUCUUAUUUUGUGUCAAUUGACGAUAAAUUAAUUAUGAAAGAUCAACUUGAUAUUUUGUCUGCAUCACUCUUGAUAUAA
This is a messenger RNA of Dentiscutata heterogama, 588 nucleotides long. NCBI's taxonomy places the organism in Eukaryota, Fungi, Glomeromycota, Glomeromycetes, Diversisporales, Gigasporaceae. The record is from the annotation of a GenBank genome assembly.